CAAAUAUUUAUUAAACCUUUGUACUCUUAAAACACCAAAGGAAAAGCCUUAGUCGUCACACACUAAUGGCUCCAAAGAAUAAUAAAAAGUCAACUAAGAUAUCAUCAGUGAUGAUGAAUAGAGGGGCAUGGACCCCGGAAGAAGAUGAUAAACUAGCUCGGUUCAUUGAAAUUCAUGGUGCAAAGAGGUGGAAGACUCUUGCAGUCAAAUCAGGUCUAAAAAGAUGUGGAAAAAGUUGCAGGCUGAGAUGGUUAAACUAUCUUAGACCCAAUAUCAAGAGGGGAAACAUAACAAUUGAAGAAGAAGACUUGAUUCUUAGGCUUCACAAACUUCUAGGAAACAGAUGGUCUCUGAUAGCUGGGAGGCUUCCAGGGCGAACAGAUAAUGAAAUAAAGAACCAUUGGAAUUCUCAUUUGUGCAAAAAAGUCCAUCCCAAUGCAGGGGAACCAUCAACUUCAACAGCAAAAGAAAGUGGUGCCACACUCAAUAAUAACCCUAAUAAUAUGGAGGACAGUGAAAUAAUGUUAGAGCAUAAUGGAGCCAUUAAUAAUGGGAGUGACGAAAAUUUAGAUAUUAGCUUCGAUGUGAACGAAUUUUUUAAUUUCUCUACUGAAGGAUCCUUUGGUUUUGAUUGGGUAAACAAGUACUUAGAAGUUAGAAUUUGACGAGUCAUGAGAAUACAAAAAUGAAAAAAAGAAAUGACAUGAAAUUGAAAUAAAUUAUUUUGAAUUUCAGCUAGUAGUAAUGAAAUGUGUAAGAAUUAAUGAUUGGUCUAUAUGCAAUAA
This is a messenger RNA of Arachis duranensis, 785 nucleotides long. Its product is annotated as transcription factor MYB3-like. The record is from RefSeq and is a predicted model, not a curated record. The transcript has 3 exons. Bases 66 to 665 code for a protein of 199 amino acids. NCBI's taxonomy places the organism in Eukaryota, Viridiplantae, Streptophyta, Magnoliopsida, Fabales, Fabaceae.